GGGGCGCUGUUCGCGUCCAGCAGCAGGAGUCACAUGAUUCCCUCAGAUCCUGUCUGCUCUGCUCCGACUGCAAGCUGCACAGCGUGAGGACCAUGAAGCUGAUCAUCCUGAACGACUACGACCAGGCGAGCGAGUGGGCUGCCAAGUACAUCAGAAACAAGAUUCUACUGUUCAAACCCAACCCCGACAAGUACUUCACUCUGGGGCUCCCAACAGGAAGCACGCCUUUAGGUUGUUACAAGAAACUGAUUGAAUACCACAAGAAUGGAGAAAUCUCCUUCCAGUAUGUGAAGACUUUCAACAUGGAUGAAUAUGUAGGGCUCCCCAGAGAUCACCCCGAGAGCUACCACUCCUUCAUGUGGAAUAACUUCUUCAAGCACAUCGACAUCAGAGCAGAGAACACCCACAUCCUGGACGGCAACGCCGCCGACCUGCAGGUGGAGUGCGCAGCCUUCGAGGAGAAGAUAUCGGCUGCCGGCGGCAUCGAGCUGUUUGUCGGAGGAAUCGGACCCGACGGCCACAUCGCCUUCAACGAGCCCGGUUCCAGUCUGGUUUCCAGGACCAGGGUCAAGACCCUGGCCCAGGACACCAUCAUCGCCAACGCCCGCUUCUUCGAUGGAGAUCUCUCAAAGGUCCCCACCAUGGCCCUGACUGUGGGAGUGGGCACUGUCAUGGACGCCAAAGAGGUCAUGAUUCUCAUCACCGGGGCACACAAGGCCUUCGCCUUGUACAAGGCCAUCGAGGACGGCGUGAACCACAUGUGGACGGUGUCGGCCUUCCAGCAGCACCCGCAGACCGUGUUCGUCUGCGACGAAGACGCCACGCUGGAACUGCGGGUUAAAACUGUCAAGUACUUCAAAGGGAUGAUGCAUGUCCACAACAAGCUGGUAGAAACACUUCCUCCUGAGCCGAAGCCCAACUGAAGAGGCUUCCUCUACUGUUCUGAUCUUUUGGCAUACAAAAAAAAAAAAAAAUCACACUCCAAUGAUUCCUUCGUGACCCGGUGGAGAACAGGCAGUGCUCGGAGUCGAGCACAGCUGAUCUUCAGAGGGAUAAUGAGGUGCUGGUGUCGAGCGGUUUGCCAGGUAUUCGGCUGAUUGCACAUCCAGCUCUCUUUUUCGUUUGUUCUUUGUAAUAAAGUGAUUGUAAUUUUCAUACCUUC
This is a messenger RNA of Salarias fasciatus (jewelled blenny), 1162 nucleotides long. It is a transcript of the gene gnpda1, whose product is annotated as glucosamine-6-phosphate deaminase 1. Lineage: Eukaryota; Metazoa; Chordata; Actinopteri; Blenniiformes; Blenniidae. The transcript has 7 exons. The coding region runs from base 93 to 923 and encodes 276 amino acids. Gene Ontology annotation, biological process: carbohydrate metabolic process; N-acetylneuraminate catabolic process; D-glucosamine catabolic process. The record is from RefSeq and is a predicted model, not a curated record. Gene Ontology annotation, cellular component: cytoplasm. Gene Ontology annotation, molecular function: identical protein binding; glucosamine-6-phosphate deaminase activity.